AUGUUCGAAAAAGUGGUAAAUGUUAUCUCUGGUGGUUCAGAUAUCUGUGGACUAACUUCUUCUGCAACUAAAAAAAUCAACAGGGGCGAAUCUGAAGCCGUCAAAGAGGGGAAGACCGAAGACGAAAUGGCACUCGAAAAAUCAUUAGCAGCAAUGUCAAUCACCUUCGACGACUCAGAUUCAACCAACGCACAACAGGAACAUCACGACGGGCUAGUCAUAUCGCUCCCAAUAGGCAACGCUCUAAUCAAAAGGAUAUUGAUCGACAACGGUAAUUCAGCAAACGUACUGUUCUUAGAGGCUCUACAGGAAAUGGGACUUGAAGAAAAGAAUAUAGUCAGAAGGUCGACGGUCUUAGUAGGUUUCAGUGGAGAAUCGCUGCGGACAAUAGGGGAGAUAUCGCUGCCCACGUACGCAGAAGGUGUUAAUGUGAUGACCAAGUUCAACGUCGUCGACUGCCCAUCAGCAUACAACGUCAUCCUAGGACGACCUUGGAUCCACAAAAUGAAAGCAGUGUCAUCAACAUACCACCAGUCAAUCAAGUUUCCAACCAAAUGGGGGGUCAUGGAAGUCAAAGGACAACAAAGAGAAGCGAAGAAAUGCUACGAAACAGCGCUGAAACCAUCAAAGUCAUCUAUCUAG
Spinacia oleracea (spinach) is the source of this 642-nucleotide messenger RNA. RefSeq lists its product as uncharacterized. Lineage: Eukaryota; Viridiplantae; Streptophyta; Magnoliopsida; Caryophyllales; Amaranthaceae. The record is from RefSeq and is a predicted model, not a curated record. Bases 1 to 642 code for a protein of 213 amino acids. The transcript has a single exon.